Molecule: messenger RNA, 717 nt
Organism: Pecten maximus
Lineage: Eukaryota; Metazoa; Mollusca; Bivalvia; Pectinida; Pectinidae
Product: fibrinogen-binding protein-like
Exons: 2
Coding region: 1-717 (238 amino acids)
Source: RefSeq, a predicted model, not a curated record
AUGUAUACUUUCUGCUUCUCCAAUUCCUUGUCCAUGGGCGACCUUCAUCACCAGAGUCCAGCCUCAAGUAACACAAAGGAAAUCAGUGACAGUAACACAAAGGAAAUCAGUGACAGUAACACAAAAGAAAUCAGUGACAGUAACACAAAGGAAAUCAGUUACCGUAACACAAAGGAAAUCAGUGACCGUAACACAAAGGAAAUCAGUGACAGUAACACAAAGGAAAUCAGUGACCGUAACACAAAGGAAAUCAGUGACAGUAACACAAAGGAAAUCAGUGACCGUAACAAAGGAAAUCAUAACACAAAGGAAAUCAGUGACAGUAACACAAAGGAAAUCAGUGACCGUAACACAAAGGAAAUCAGUGACAGUAACACAAAGGAAAUCAGUGACAGUAACACAAAGGAAAUCAGUGACAGUAACACAAAGGAAAUCAGUGGCAGUAACACAAAGGAAAUCAGUGACCGUAACACAAAGGAAAUCAGUGACAGUAACACAAAGGAAAUCAGUGACAGUAACACAAAGGAAAUCAGUGACAGUAACACAAAGGAAAUCAGUGACCGUAACACAAAGGAAAUCAGUGACAGUAACACAAAGGAAAUCAGUGACAGUAACACAAAGGAAAUCAGUGACCGUAACACAAAGGAAAUCAGUGACAGUAACACAAAGGAAAUCAGUGACAGUAACACAAAGGAAAUCAGUGACUCACGUGAAUAA